ACUCGUUGAGACUAUUUAUAAGACACUCCAUGAACACAUGGACACAGAUGUGAGCGAGACUUCCCUGCUUUCAGACCCGAACACAGCAUUGAUUUUGGAGUUAAUGCUAUUAACGGACACAGAAUGGUGUGAAUUGCGGUCAAAAUGUGACAAUUCUGUCGUUCAGUACGAUUGGCUCACAAGUGACACGUUAUUUGAUCCGCAAACCUGUCAAAUGAUAUCCACUAAGUCUAUGGACACAACUGGUGUCUCAUUUGUCUUCUCAUCGAUAGCGACAGUAGUUUUGUUUGAAAAACUUCUGCAACAACAGACACAAAAUGCAUUAAACAAUGAUUUGUUGGACUUAAUUGCCGGCCAAUUGAAACACAUAUUUAUAUCCGACGCUUAUGUGUCCAUAAAGUCGAUGUCUAGCCUUAAGUCAAAUUGUUUUUCUAAAUUUGAACGAAUUUUAACCGAAAGUCUAACAAAUAUACUACAAUUGACUAAAACCAGUGGUUUGAAUGAAAAAAUUGGACAAAUAUUACUGAAAAAAUCCAUUGAAGAUAAUGGAGUCAAUAGUCAAGCAUUUAAUCAUUUUAUUAAACACUUUGCCGAUAAAGACAGCGAACUUCAACACGAGUUGUCGUUUGAAAAUCUUAAUUACAACAAAAUCGUAACAUUUCAAAAAUAUUCGCAACUUUUAUCGCAAAACCGUUUGAAUGAAUAUUUGGUGCAAUCGUUGAAUGCGUUCAUCUGUUGCGAGCGUUUCAUGCAAUUAGACGACGGAAUCGCAAAACUGGCUGUAAUUCAGUCGUGUCUUAAGAGGUUAUCUUUAGACUCAGACGAUGGUCACCAAGAGUUGACUGAAACGAUCACAACGAUUAUGGAUACAUUUUGCGGUCUUAAAGAGUCCAACUCUGGUUUGUUUUAUUAUAAAAAUGACAUCGAAGCCGAUUCCGAUCUCCAAUUCUAUUCCCUUAUAAUUCAAACGUUUACUUCUAUUGUUGAUAAAUAUUGGGACAAAUUAACGCAAACUCAUUGGGAUUUAAUCCUGUGUUCGUCCACUUCUUGGCUUACGAAUAUUAUUAACAAAAAAGAAAAGUUAUCGAAGAGUUUAUCAAUCAAUAUAUUUGCCACAAGAGUGUUGGAUUUGAUUCAAACCAUAUGUAAGACAUUUGACGCUAAGAUCAGCAGCGCUUCUAAUGAUAAAUAUCCGGCAAAUCUGUUGGAGGAAUGGAAUGAAUUUCAUUCGCCAAACCUUUUCCUAACAUUAAUCCCGUUUUAUAUGGAAAUAUGCGCAAAAGAAUUGAACUUUUAUGGAGACAUUCUAAUCAAGAAUUUGUCGAAAACUGUUACUCUGUUUACCGAUUCUGUCAUAAAUGACUUGUUAUCACAAAUCCCUUACAAGCACUCGCUUACAGUGCAAAAGAUGGCCAAACCCUAUGAUUAUAUAUGUUUACCACAAAAUAAGGAGAACUGUUUCAAUACAUUCUGUCCACUUGUGGUCAACCCUCGACACUCUAUCGCUCUAUCAGCACAUCGACUCAUGAUUAAAUUCAUACCGUUUCUCAUGCGAGAUGUCAUUCAGACAACAGAAGUGUUGGACAGAGAGGAAGAGGAGAAUCUUUUAUCACCGCCGAAGACAAUACUAUCACUUUUGGAACAAAUGGAUGGCAUAAUCGAUACAAUGCUGUCUGAAUACCUCAUCGGUGACUGUAUAUGCGUUGUA
Messenger RNA from Oppiella nova, 1708 nucleotides. The record is from the annotation of a GenBank genome assembly. Lineage: Eukaryota; Metazoa; Arthropoda; Arachnida; Sarcoptiformes; Oppiidae.